AAAACGAUACAAACCCGGUUACGGUGAAAAAUCAACGCGGAUUCUAUAACUGACAAUGUAACUCUUUACAUUCUUUCUAAAAAUAAUUAUUACACGCUAUCAGCAGCAGCAGUGAUAUUGCCAAGCAGUGCAUCUUUCCUCCGGAGACGAGCCACCUACGUAGGUGCAUCUUUGAUAUAAAAGUACUAAACCGGAGAAAGUUUUGUUUUGUCCGUCGACAAGCGUGGCUUCAGUUGGUACGAUACUACGAAUCGCAAUAUCGGACGGGUGCGCGUGUGCGGUAGGUUAGACAAGUGAAGCAAGUGCGACCACAGUGAAUGAACCAAAAUGAGCCAAAGUGUUAGAUUUCACGAUGAAAAAUCGCCGCUCAUUGCGAAAGGAUCAUCAUCCAGCGGACUGGUGGAGGGUCCUUCGUGGGUUAGCUACAGAGACAGGCCACAUCGGAACGGUUGCUGCCAACGGCUAUCGAAAUUUUUCAUCAUCCCGCAGCGGGUGAUCCUGGCGAUCUUCGGCUUCCUGGCGAUCCUCAAUGCCUACACGAUGCGAAUCUCGCUCUCGAUCGCCAUCACCGAGAUGGUGAACAAGACGAGCUCGGCGGAGCAGGAGGACGGCGUCUGUCCGAUCGAUGACAACGCCAACCUGGAGGACUACACCGGCGGGGAAUUUAACUGGGACCAGGAGCUGCAGGGCAUCAUCCUGUCCUCGUUCUACUGGGGCUACGUGAUCACGCAUCUGCCCGGUGGUAUACUGGCGGAAAAAUUCGGUGGCAAGUGGACGCUAAGUUUGGGCAUCCUGUCGACGGCGUUCUUCACGUUGAUUACGCCGUGGGCGGUCAGUGCCGGUGGUUCGACGGCGCUGAUUGUGAUCCGAGUGCUGAUGGGUUUGGGCGAAGGCACUACGUUUCCGGCGCUGAGUGCCCUGCUGGCGUCGUGGAUUCCGCUGAAGGAGCGCAGUAAGUUGGGCUCGUUGGUGUUCGGUGGUGGACAGGUUGGCACAAUUUUGGGCAAUUUGAUCUCCGGAUAUUUGCUGGACAGCUUUGAUGGAUGGUCGUCGGUGUUUUACUUCUUCGGAGGAUUGGGAGUUGUAUGGUUCAUACUGUUUACUCUGCUCUGCUACAGUGACCCGGAAUCGCAUCCAUUCAUCAGUGAGAAGGAGAAAGAUUUCCUCAAGCGAGAGCUGGGCUCUCUGACGCGUGACAAAACCCUCCCGCCAACUCCGUGGCGCUUCAUUUUGACGAGUGUUCCGAUGGUGGCGCUGGUUUGUGCUCAGAUCGGUCACGAUUGGGGAUUCUUCAUCAUGGUGACGGAUUUGCCCAAGUAUAUGAGCGAUGUGCUGCGGUUUUCGAUCAAGGACAAUGGACUGUACUCCUCACUUCCGUAUCUGGUGAUGUGGAUCGUUUCGCUCUCGACUGGUGUGCUGAGCGAUUGGUUGAUCACGUCAGGAAAAAUGACAAUCACCUUCGGGCGGAAGCUCUUUACCACUAUUGCCUCUGCUGGUCCGGCCUUCUUCAUCGUCGGAGCCUCCUAUGCCGGGUGCGAUCGAGCGUUGGUGGUCGCCCUCUUCACCAUUGCCAUGGGCCUGAUGGGUACCUUCUACCCGGGAAUGAAAGUCAACCCGCUGGAUCUGAGCCCGAACUACGCCGGAAGCUUGAUGGCCGUUACGAACGGUAUCGGUGCCAUCACGGGCAUCAUCGCCCCGUACGUGGUCGGAGUCCUGACACCGAACUCUUCGUUGGAGGAGUGGCGCAUCGUGUUCUGGAUUUCGUUCGCCGUGUUCCACGUGACCAAUUUGGCCUACGUCCUGUGGGCUUCCGGGGAGGUGCAACCCUGGAACACGCCUCAUUUGAUGAACAAAUCGGUGGAGGCUGGCGACGUGAAUAAGGAUACCUACAGCGAGAAGGAACCAUCAGUUGCUGCCAUCAAAGCAUCUCACUAAAUUGUUGCUGUUUAGAAAUUGUUACAAAUCGUAAUUUAUUCUACCUUAAGGCUUAGUAGCUGAAAAGUAAUGCAGCACCAGGUGCUGUGUAGUAAAGCAGAAUUGUUUGUCUGGCUCGAAGGCAAUUCGUGAAGCGGACUGGACGUUCGUCCCAAAGUUUUGGUUUGGGGCCUUUUCAUCAAGAAUGUCAAAUAGUCAGUAUUUCAAAUAAGGGUGAUAAUCCUCAAUAUGUGAUGCGUCCUUGUAUGAAACGUCCUGCUCUAGUGAGCUAUAUUUUUGAUAAUAAUGAUACCAGUUAGUGAUAGAAAUUAAACAGUUUAUAACGAGCAUCCACGUUACCAUUCCAAAACGAUUGAUCGAUGAAAGUCACUAUUAGCAUGUAUCUUUAGUUAGGAAUUCUUAAUGUACAUAGAACUUGAUUUGUUCAGAAAAAGUAUUACGAAUUUAAGGGAACAUUUAUGAUUGCGACGCAUAAUUUACAUUCCUCCAAUAGAAGCACUGAAGAAACGGAUGGCAGUCGAUGUAGAGGGGAUCACAGUCGAAGGCUAAUAAACAACAUAAAUAGGUACAAAAGAAGGGCUUGUUUAAGAAAAUAAUUUGCUGGAGAAUAUUGCAAAUAGACCAAAUGAUUAUUGAAUUACUCACCAUUGGAUACAUUUAUCGCAGCCGGAGAAAAGUUUAACACAGAUGUCGAAUCCCAGAAUUGAAUCAAGAGUGCAAAGGUCAGAAAACAUUUCAUAAUAAGAUAUUCUCUCAACAUAAUCGUAAUAAAAACGCAAACGAAGAGGCUCAUGUCAGCAGCCAACUAAUGCACAACGAGAAAAGUCAUCAGCCAAGUGCCACUGAACUGAAAAAUUUCCAAUUUUACAUACUGUAUGUUUUUGUUUUUCUGUAAAGAUUAACUUGAAAUAAAUACUUUAAUAAUA
This is a messenger RNA of Armigeres subalbatus, 2861 nucleotides long. RefSeq names its product putative inorganic phosphate cotransporter (gene dmGlut). Gene Ontology annotation, molecular function: transmembrane transporter activity. NCBI's taxonomy places the organism in Eukaryota, Metazoa, Arthropoda, Insecta, Diptera, Culicidae. Gene Ontology annotation, cellular component: plasma membrane. The coding region runs from base 328 to 1935 and encodes 535 amino acids. The record is from RefSeq and is a predicted model, not a curated record. The transcript is spliced from 5 exons. Gene Ontology annotation, biological process: monoatomic anion transport; transmembrane transport.